AAGCCGGGCGACCGGCAAGUGUCGCGAGAAUACGUCCAGGCCUAACGGGAUUUUCCCCUUCCGGCAGGAGUGGGACCAGGGGCGGGGACUGAUGUUGCGUAAACGAGGAGCGAGCUGACGACUGGCGUGGUGCCUCCGCCCCCCUUUCUUGUUGCAUGGCAACAACAAACACUUGCUCCUGCGGACCAGAUCCCCGGAGGAGUUGGUGCUGGGCAGAAUCAGAGCAGUUCUUGAGGUUCAAGGAGGCGGGGGAGACCUGAGCUCACGCUUGCUGAGACGGAAGUCACAGCAGGAUUAUGCCCCUCAGGGCAAGAGGAAGAGUUCAGAAACUGCCGCCGUAACCCAAGAACAAAGUUGCAUGCAGAGCCAACCUAAGAGCUUCAAAAUCGGGAUUCCUUACUGAGAAAGUGACCUUAUACUGUGAUGGCAGGUGAAACCAGUAGGCUAGAAAGAAUCCUAAAGACUUAGGACAAGUCCAGGAAAGUGAGGAAGUGGCUGGGCAUGGUGGCUGACAACUGUAAUCCCAUCGUGAGGGAGGCAGGCCAAGGCAGGAGGAUCACUUGAGACCAGCAGUUCAAGACCAGCCUGGGCAACACAAUGUAUAACAUAAACCAGUCAACAGAUACCAAGGAAGCAGCAGCCAUCGAGGCUAGAAGAAAUCGAGAAAAAGAGCGACAAAACCGAUUCUUCAAUGUGCGGAACCGAGUCAUGGGGGUGGAUGUCCAGGCCCUGAACAACCAGGUGGGAGACCGAAAGCGUCGGGAAGCAGCAGAAAGAAGCGAGGAGGCAGCUUAUGGUACCAGCCAGGUGCAGUAUGAUGUGAUAGUCCAGAUGUUAGAGAAGGAAGAGGCAGAUCGAACACGUCGGCUGGCCAAGAAAGUCCAGGAGUUUCAGGAGCAGAAGCAGCAGCUCAAGAACGAGCGUGAAUUUAGUCUUUGGGAUCCAGGCCAAGUCUGGAAGGGGCUUCCAACCUAUCUUAGUUACAGUAAUACCUAUCCUGGUCCAGCCAGCCUGCAGUACUUCUCUGGGGAAGACCUAGACAGGGACACACGGCUGAGAAAGCAGCAGGGGCAGUUCAGGUACAACUUGGAAAGGCAGCAGCAGGAGCAACAGCAAGCCAAGGUUGAUGAGAAUUAUGCAGAUGCGCUCAGUAACCAGCUGCGCCUCGCCAUGGACGCGCAGGCCACCCAUCUGGCCAGGCUGGAGGAGUCCUGUCGUGCCGCCAUGAUGUGUGCCAUGGCCAAUGCCAACAAAGCGCAGGCAGCUGUGCAGGCUGGGCGUCAGCGCAGUGAGCGUCAGCGUGAACAGAAGGCCAACCUUGUGGAGAUCCAGCACCAGAGCACGAGUGACCUACUGACUGAAAACCCCCAGGUCGCCCAACACCGUAUGGCUCCCUACCGGGUCCUGCCCUAUUGCUGGAAGGGCAUGACUCCAGAGCAGCAAGCUGCCAUCAGGAAAGAGCAGGAAGUACAACGCUCUAAGAAGCAAGCACACCGUCAGGCUGAGAAAACAUUGGAUACUGAAUGGAAAAGCCAGACCAUGAGCUCAGCCCAGGCAGUGCUGGAGCUAGAAGAGCAGGAGAGGGAAUUGUGUGCUGUAUUUCAAAGGGGUCUAGGCUCCUUCAACCAGCAGCUGGCUAAUGAGCAAAAAGCCCAGCAGGAUUACCUGAAUUCAGUAAUCUACACCAAUCAACCUACGGCCCAGUAUCACCGGCAGUUUAACACCAGCAGCCGCUAAGUUCAGGAUGUUUAUCUCUCCCUUCUCCUCCAUCAAGCUCACAGGUGGUUAGGAGUCAAAGAGAAAAAUGCUGUAUACUCCCACCUUCUAACCUAGGUAAUAAAGUUCUGCACUCAAAA
Messenger RNA from Pongo pygmaeus (Bornean orangutan), 1856 nucleotides. RefSeq names its product RIB43A domain with coiled-coils 1 (gene RIBC1). The transcript is spliced from 10 exons. NCBI's taxonomy places the organism in Eukaryota, Metazoa, Chordata, Mammalia, Primates, Hominidae. The record is from RefSeq and is a predicted model, not a curated record. The coding region runs from base 598 to 1737 and encodes 379 amino acids.